Messenger RNA from Serendipita indica DSM 11827, 1125 nucleotides. Lineage: Eukaryota; Fungi; Basidiomycota; Agaricomycetes; Sebacinales; Serendipitaceae. The record is from the annotation of a GenBank genome assembly.
AUGACCUUUUACUUCCCUCUUCCCCUCUGUCUCGAAUGGCUCGACUUUUCGCCCGGGACAUCCCUCGAGCAGCCCUCCACGACAUUUGGAAACUUUAUAGCCGUCGGAACAUUUGAACCAGAGAUCGAGAUCUGGUCGCUGGACACAGUCGACGCACUUUUCCCAACUGCUCUCCUUGGCAGACCAGACAAGACGAAAGCGCACGUGCCCACACCGCUUGGGACGGGGAAGAAAAAGAAGAAGAAACAGAAACCGCGUGGAAUCGACCCAGAACAUCACGUAGAUGCUGUCCUCUCGCUCUCAUGGAACCGAACACACCGAAACCUCCUUGCAAGCGCGAGUGCGGACAAGACGGUCAAGCUGUGGGACCUGAGUCGGGAGUUGGUCGAUGGGAGUGCUGGCGUCCAGGCGGUCCAGUGGAAUGCAAUGGAUCCAAGCGUUUUGCUCACGGGGAGCUAUGAUCGCACGGUUAGGACAUUUGAUAGCCGCGCCCCAGACGUUGGUGUGGGAAGUCUCUUGGGGGCAGACGUAGAGGCUGUUCGAUGGGAUCCAUGGCAGCCACAAUGCUUCUAUGUUUCUUUGGAAAAUGGUUUGGUUGUCAACUUUGAUGCGCGGAUGCUGUCCAACGAUCCAACUGCGGUGGCACCAACGCGCUUUACCCUCGCGGCGCAUGACGGCGCCGCCUCUGCUCUCGAUGUCAACCCGCAUAUCCGUGGGUGCAUCCUGACAGGUGGAACCGAUAAACUCGUCAAAGUAUGGAACGUGAACGAGUUAGAAGGCGGCGAGAAGCGAGAUGUCUCGUUGGUUACUUCACGAGAUUUAGGCGUUGUGAGUCCUUUACCCCUUUACUGUACCGUACCUGCGCACAUGCUCACUGCCGAUGGUUCUCAGGGCAAAGUAUUCUCCGCGUCGUGGUCACCCGACGACGCGCUUACCGUUGCUGCCGCAGGAUCAAAAGGAAAGCUACAGAUCUGGGACAUUGCUGCCAAUUCUGGUGUACGCAAGUCGUUUGCGCAAAAACUCAGAGAAGCCAACCGCACCGUCAAGGAGAAGCAAGGCGACGGACUUGUCGGUGUCGCGAGUGACGACGAGGAAGACGAAGAAGAUGAAGAGGGUGCAUGCUAA